CAGCUCUACCUCUUUGUCUACUCCAACAUCCUCCCUCACAUCCGUUAGCUCUUUUCUCAAUUUUGACAGCUCGUUCGGUCUUCCUCGGACCAUUCUGUGAGAAUUGACCAAGGAGCCAUAAAUUAUCGCGAGUGCCGCGCGGACGAAUUGAUCCGCUCACCUCCGGCGCGCCCACCAUUUCCUCCUCCUGGGAUGUCGAGUUGACUUCUCGAUUAAGCCGCUGACUCGGCGAUGGUCAGACUCCGCGACAGGAUCGCAUCGUCGCAUCUGGCCCUUUUGAAAUUUGAAAACGUCCAUCUCCCGCACCAACACCCUCUCUCACAACCCGCACCUGUCACCAUGUCAUCCAUGGGGCGGGCGAUCCGACGACUGGGCUCCUCACGGAAGCUCAACACAGCAGAGGGGAUCAGCACUGACUCGCUGAUCUCGAUCCCAGAAGAAGCGCCGCAAGUGAAUCUUGCGCCGGUGGACACUCAGUUGAACAUGCACCGGUUCAACACACUUUUUGAGGAGGAAAUGGCGGUAGAAGGCCCCAAAGACUCUCACACCUUGCCCGCGCAAGCCCCCACCUCGGCAAGUCCACGCCUCGGCAACGAGGCCCCGGCAGAAUGGUCGGCUGUCGGCCACGCAGCAGCAACCGGCAAGUCAGGCCGUGUCAUCCACAACCUGCAGGAGGAGGUGGCUCGUCUGAAGCGGGACUCCGCCCUCUGGCAAUCCAGAGCGGAGGAGUCUCAGCGAACCAGCGAGGCCCUCAAAAUCCAGAUGGAGGAGAUGGCCGAUUGGCUCCGCCACAAGGAGCAGGUCAAUGAGACCAGUCUCAAGUCCAUUGACCGGAAGAACCGCAAGAUCGAGGAAUUGCGGGCCGAGCUGCAUGCCGAGCGCACCAAGCGCCACGACGCGCAAAUCGUAGCAAACGAGACCAACGAGGCGAUGCGUGUGGAACGCCAGAACCACAAUCGCGAAACCGCUCGUCUGCAAGAGGAGGCCAAGUACUUCAAAAACCAGUACGAGGUCCUGAGCAGUGCCACGAAGCGCGAAAAGGCCGACCUGGAGCGCCGGGUGGACAAGGCGUGGGAAAAGGUGAACUCCAUUGCGGAGACGUCGAGCACCCAAGGCGAGUGCGCUAAGCGCCUAAUGGUCAUCGGGGACCAGAAGAACCGAGAGAUCGACGGGCUGUACGAGGUGUAUAACAAGGCGAAGGCCUUACAUGCCGACUACAAGGAGACCAAGGACAAGGAGUUCCGGGGCACCAUCGAUCGGGCCCAUGCCAACAACGCACUGAUCGAUGCUACUCUCAAAGAGCUCAAGGAAACUCAGGACAAGAUGAGGUGGGUGAUUCGGAUGAGUGAGCUCAAUGAGAGCAAGAAAGCCAACGGACAGCAGACCAAGGAAGCCGAGGAGCAACCAACAUCCGAACCCCCAUCCUCCUAGUGCGCUGGUUGCCGCUCUCAACCCUUGGAACUUGGUAACGGGCUAGUUUCUAUGCUCAGUUCCAGUCCACGGCCCCCUUGAUUCCUGUCCUUUCUUUCCUGUCUUCUGCUACUCGACAUUUGAUCUUUCGGUCCGUCUUUCUUCCGCCCAUGCCAUAAACGCCUGAGGUCCAUCCGCCGCGCCAUCAUCAUCAAUACAACGCCUGUCCUCCGUCCUCCAUCAUCCGUCCUCCGCUUCUCUUGGUCCGACACCCCUUCUCUUUCCUCGACCAUCUCUUUUUCAUGUUCAGACCUUUCGUGGUUUCCGGCGUUUUGGCAGCGAAGAUACCCAUUGCUGCAGUUCGGUCAAGAACUCCGUUUCAUCCCUUUUCUUUUACCAUACUUCGCCGCCUCUCCCGCCUCUGCUGCUCUUCCUCUCUCCUGCCUCCCUCAUUCUUAGAGUUGAUGCCGUGAUGACCCUGCAUUAUUUGGUUCGGUUUCUUUCGUGCUUCUAUCUUCAUGCACAUUUGCAUCUGGGUUUUCGUUCAUGCUACACCGCAUCUAUGGGCGAUAUUCUUACUUUUCUCUGUACCAAUACCCUUUCUUCUGAUGUUUUCUAUUCCAACA
Molecule: messenger RNA, 2036 nt
Organism: Penicillium subrubescens
Lineage: Eukaryota; Fungi; Ascomycota; Eurotiomycetes; Eurotiales; Aspergillaceae
Exons: 3
Coding region: 232-1431 (399 amino acids)
Source: RefSeq, a predicted model, not a curated record